Messenger RNA from Cladophialophora carrionii CBS 160.54, 888 nucleotides. RefSeq lists its product as uncharacterized. Bases 1 to 888 code for a protein of 295 amino acids. Lineage: Eukaryota; Fungi; Ascomycota; Eurotiomycetes; Chaetothyriales; Herpotrichiellaceae. The record is from RefSeq and is a predicted model, not a curated record. The transcript has a single exon.
AUGGGUUCAUCUCAAGUCGACCCUGGCUGGUUGCCGCCGGACAACAAGGCUGAAGCGAUUGAAGCCGGAGUGAUCAAGGAAGGCAUGAGUUAUGAAGAUCGGUUAUUCCACUACACCUACGCCACGCGGUACGACGAGCUACAUUUUCUUGAAUGGCGUCUGCUUCAGAGGAUCAACAUAUUCAACCUGCAGAACAAGCUGGCACGUUUGAAAGGCACUUAUUGGACAAAGCAACAAGUUUCAAACUCGGAGUCGGACGAACUGAGGAGCACCCUCCAUCAGUAUGGUGAGUAUCCUGCUGACCCAAAGGGCCCUGCUUCUUCUGAGCCUUACUCGAACAAACUGCUAGUCACGGCCAUCAAGGACUACGCGUUCAUGCAAACGCUGUGCGAACUCCCCGAGAGCCGGUCCUACGAGCGUCAACGCGACCUUGCCAUGGCAUUCCCCGGCAUCGCAGACCUUGACGGCGCACCCUACAACUCCCGCUACUGCACGCUCGCGGCGCCUCCUCCACUCAUACCAUCGGAUCCCAUCCGCCAAACUCUAAAUCGGUUCCUGCCCAAGCGGCUCACGUAUACCAAGCUUGAGAUGGAAGCCAACUUUGACGACUUCCUUGCGGGCAAACCCCCGUCGACCAUCUCGCCGUUUGUCGACAAAAUGACUCGCUUUAUCGUUGCCUUUACCGGUGGGGCUUCGCUCGUGGUACCAAUGCUCAUCAUGAGCCUGCCGUCCACGAACCAGACCAAAAGUCUCACUACCGUGUCGGUGGCCGUGACGCUCUUCGCGCUGUUGCUCUCCAUGGGCGUACGAACCGACAACUCUAACACGCUGGUCGCGACAGCUACCUAUGCCGCAGUGUUGGUCGUGUUCGUGGGGACGAGUUCUUGA